Messenger RNA from Paraglomus brasilianum, 1353 nucleotides. NCBI's taxonomy places the organism in Eukaryota, Fungi, Glomeromycota, Glomeromycetes, Paraglomerales, Paraglomeraceae. The record is from the annotation of a GenBank genome assembly.
AUGAGUGAGGGAUCACAAAAUUUAUCAAAUAAAGGAACAAAUUACUCGGGCAGUAAUAUAUCAGAAGAAAUGGCAACAAUAGAUGAGUUAGCCAAUACUAUUGAUGGUUAUUUGAAUAUUCCAGGAACAAAUAGAACGAUUUUAUCCAAUCAAAUAAAAAGAGUUAAAAGACAGAUACGUCGCAAAUACAACAAUCUUCAAACAGAUCUUACAAAUGAGCAACAACGAAGAUAUAAUGCUGAAGCAGAACGAGACCUACGUCAAACAGAAUUAAGAAAUACAGAAGCUGAUCUUAAUUUAAUGAUUAUUACAUAUAGUGGUGAAGUAAAAGAACGACGUCGCUGGUACUAUUCCUAUAAAGAUAAACAUAGACAUGUUAUAAAUUUACAACGGGAUAAAUUUACUUUACAUUUAUUGUUACAACGAUAUAAAAAGCAGUUAAAUACAUGUCGUACUGAAAAUGGAUUAUUAGAAUAUAACCGUGACCGAAUAUUUGAUAGAUACGAAAAAUGGAAGAAUAAAACAAAAGAUGAACGGCAAAUAACUUUAAAUCAAAAUCAAAAUAUUUUAAAUUUACAGCAACAAAAUUUAGCACUACAAAAUAAUAAUCAACAAAAUCGAAUUAUGGCAACUAAUCAACUACCGACAUAUUCAGGAGAUGAAAAUUUGGAAGAAUUUCUAGCUCAAUUCAGAGCAGAAGUAGAAGCUCGCGGUAUUAAUGUAGCAGAUGGAGCAGGUGCCCCAGCGGGAAGAGACGUUGGAAAAGGAUUAUUACGUGGUUGUAUGAGAGGACGACUGUUAGAAUGGUAUGAUGAAAAUAUUACUACUAAACAAAAUUUCGAACUAUGUAAUUUAUUAGAUAAUACAGGACAAGCUACUAUACAGUUAGUUGCAGGACGUACAGCAGUACAAAUAGGUAAUCAAGCAAUAAAUCAAGCAAAUGGACGAGCUGGAGAUGAAAUAAUACCAUUAAGAGCUAAUGCAAAUCCAUGGAAUGAAGAUUGGAGUAUUGCAGGAGGAAGACCGACAAAUGAUCCUGUUAAUGCUCCUAAUGCAAAUAACGGUCAGACUGUAGUUGUAGCUGGAAUAAGAUUUGGUCAAGCUGUAUGGUUAUUAAAAACGCAUUCUCCACCUAUAGAAGAAGAAACACGAGCACUUAUAUAUGGAUCAUUAGUUCAAGGUGAUAAUAGUGUAGAAGAAUUUGUUAGAAGAGUAAAACAUGCCGGAAGAAUUUUAGGAUAUAGAGAUGAAGAUUUACGAAGAAAAUUUUUAGAUGGCUUAGUGCCAGAAUGGUUAGAAAAGGCUGAAGAUAUAGGUGAGGAUAUGACUUUUGGGGAUUUAACUAAAGACUAA